AUGUCGUACUACUUCGCCAUCGUCGGCACGCAGGACAACCCUCUCUUCGAGUAUGAGUUCGGCACCUCCAAGCAAGGGGGCGACGGCCAGUCGCGCUUCAACGAGCAGAUCCGCCAUUUGAACCAGUUCAUCCUGCACAGCAGCUUGGACAUUGUCGAGGAGGUGCAGUGGGCGCAAGGACAGAUCGUCACGAUUGAUAGGUACCUCAAGAUCGUCGACAAGUUCUUCAACAACUACGUUUCGUGCUUCGUUACGGCCGGCAACGUAAAGUUUCUCCUCCUGCACCAGCCUUCGGCGCCGUCGAGCACGGCUUCGUCUCGGUCCUCCACAGCCAUCGGCGCCAACCCCACGAGUCCCGCAACGGAGGAGGCCAUCAAGAACUUCUUCCAGGAGGUGUACGAGAACUGGCUCAAGGCCAUGAUGAGCCCGUUCUACAAGGUUAAUAUGGAGAUCAAGAGCCCUGUAUUCCGGUCACGGGUGGCAGCGGCGGGGAGGAAAUACCUGUAG
Colletotrichum spaethianum is the source of this 507-nucleotide messenger RNA. RefSeq names its product putative trans-acting enoyl reductase. The record is from RefSeq and is a predicted model, not a curated record. Bases 1 to 507 code for a protein of 168 amino acids. The transcript has 2 exons. NCBI's taxonomy places the organism in Eukaryota, Fungi, Ascomycota, Sordariomycetes, Glomerellales, Glomerellaceae. Gene Ontology annotation, biological process: endoplasmic reticulum to Golgi vesicle-mediated transport. Gene Ontology annotation, cellular component: TRAPP complex; nucleus; cytoplasm.